Messenger RNA from Crotalus tigris (Tiger rattlesnake), 855 nucleotides. RefSeq lists its product as uncharacterized. NCBI's taxonomy places the organism in Eukaryota, Metazoa, Chordata, Lepidosauria, Squamata, Viperidae. The transcript has 5 exons. The record is from RefSeq and is a predicted model, not a curated record. The coding region runs from base 83 to 688 and encodes 201 amino acids.
CUGGCUGCUGGGUUGAGAAGGAAAGGGAGAUGUGUAUCAGGCAUUGUCCGAAGCUGGAAGACAGGAUAAUUUCCAGGCAAAGAUGGCUAAUUUUGACAAGCUUUUCCCCCUGAACUUUCCAAGGAGGCUGCAUGAUGUCCUGUCUUCCAUAAACUUUCUCCUGUUGCUGGUGACCACUUCAAGUCCUUUAUUGCUAAGGUUUAGGUUAUAUCAAGGUUAUUUUUUGAAUGGAUGGUGGACAGUUUGUGACGGAUACAGCUGUAAUUCAGUUAGGUCCUCUUCUGGCCCUUUGAUUGCUGCCCAGGUCCUUGCUGUAGCUGCUGUUUUCUUUGGCUUUAUUGCUUUGAUUUCUUCAUGGAAGCUACUGGCGUGCUUGAUAGGUCGGGAGAUAACCGAAAACCUGAUUUCUUCAGUGGCUCAUUUCGGCACAGGACUCUUCUUGCUAUCUGCUCUGUUAAUUACUUACUGCAAUCUUAGAAUCAAGAUUGAUGUGCACAACAAUAAAAUGAAACCUUACUAUGGUUUUUUCCUCGGUUGCUUUGUCUGUUUUCUAUCAUUCUUCUUAGGCACAAUCAGCCUAUUAUAUUAUAAGGGCUUGAUCAAAGAAAAGGAAAAUGUGAUUUGUGACAUAAAUGCAGAAGCACAAGGAGAGAUAGCACAAUCAGACAAUGAAAAGCUUACCGUAUAAUCUAUGCCUCAUCUGUAUUGUUCAAGAGUACAAUUACAGACAUCCUUAGAAGAUCCUGAAAAAUCAGACAAGCUGAACGAAUGGCUAUUUACUCAACAGCAAUUUGUAAUACGGAAGGCCACAUGUGAGCUGUAACUUGGCAUCUUGGCAACUUCUUGUUCCCGCCU